ACUAUAAAACCCCCAAGGAUCGCUGUCGUGUCCGACAUUAUUCUGUUACGGAGUCUCGAGGAACGACGUAUCCGAGAUGAUCGUCACCGGGAAUCCCGUUAGCCGCGCAGCUGCCUUCUGCAUCCUGGCCAUGCUGCUCUGCUUGGGGUCUCGCGCUUCCGGUGAAUACGAAUCGAGGGAGACGAACGGUGGAUCGAGCGACGGCAGAACGCCGAACAACGAUUUUAGCUCGUGCAUCGAAGGCAAGUGUAUCAAACGUACCCCACAGGACAUCACCAACGCCAUGUGGUUCGGUCCGCGUUUAGGGAAACGACACAGGUCGGAUGAGAAGCAGGAAGUAAGCCCCGAGAUCGAGGUCCUGGCGAAUCCAUUGAACGGCAUGGGUUUGGCAAUCAUCACGGUUCCUGCAGGUGAGAAUCGAGCUAGAAGACAACAAAAAGACGACAAGAAAACAGAAGAAAAACAACAAAAAAAGUUUACAUUCAUCCCGCGUCCAGGACGAGAAUCGAACGAGGAUCUAUUCUACUUCGGGGAUGCGUAUGAAGUCGACGAGGAUGACCGUCUGUUACCGCCGCAAUUCGUACCUCGUUUAGGACGCUGGCUUCCCGGGCCACCGAGACUUGGUCGUCAAUUACGCAACGCAUUAUGGAAACUAUAGGCACCAUCCGAUAAAAGAUAGGAGAUCAUUGUAAAGACAGAGAAUAAAGUAUGAUCUCAUAGACUUGCACGAUUAUGAGGCUCUUGAAAGACAACCCUAUUUGUGUAUAUAAGAUAUAGAAAAAUAAAUAAAGUAUAUUUGUAUUGUGAAACCAUAA
This is a messenger RNA of Wasmannia auropunctata (little fire ant), 815 nucleotides long. RefSeq names its product PBAN-type neuropeptides-like (gene Pban). The transcript has 3 exons. Bases 77 to 658 code for a protein of 193 amino acids. NCBI's taxonomy places the organism in Eukaryota, Metazoa, Arthropoda, Insecta, Hymenoptera, Formicidae. The record is from RefSeq and is a predicted model, not a curated record.